This is a messenger RNA of Python bivittatus (Burmese python), 2242 nucleotides long. Its product is annotated as serpin B6. Lineage: Eukaryota; Metazoa; Chordata; Lepidosauria; Squamata; Pythonidae. The record is from RefSeq and is a predicted model, not a curated record. Gene Ontology annotation, cellular component: cytoplasm. Gene Ontology annotation, biological process: negative regulation of endopeptidase activity. Gene Ontology annotation, molecular function: serine-type endopeptidase inhibitor activity.
CUUGGGGGAAAGGCGUUGAACUCGGCUGCCCGGUUUGCUUAUCUCUUUAAUUGCAGUGACGCACGGAUUGGUGGUUCGUGGCAGCAGAGGGAGGCUGGGACAGUGUAAAAGGCCUCUCCCAGAGAGUUUGAAGGGAGAGUUGUGAGCAUCUGCCUCCCCGCGUCCGGAUUCCUUUCCUGCCCUUGCAGCCGUUUCCUUCUCCUCCUCUCAAAGGCUCUCCAUCGCCAGGGGAGGGGUGCCGGGAGGCUGUUGAGUCAACCCAGGCAGGGCAGCACUUCAAAGUUGUUCAUUCUGUUUCUCCCCGGAUUUCUUGCAGCUUUUUCAGCGUUUCUCCCUGGCCAGAAGUCUCAGAGCAACUACCCCUUCCAGGUUCUGAAACAUGGACAGCCUCUCUGCAGCGAAUACAGACUUUGCCCUCAGCCUCUUCAAGAAGCUUAGCACAAAUGAUCCUACCAAGAACUUGUUUUUUUCUCCCUUGAGUAUAUCUUCUGCGCUGCUCAUGGUCUCUUUGGGUGCCAGAGGUAACACAGAGACUCAGAUGUCAAAGGUGCUAUCUGUAUCCAAAGAUAAAGAGGUUCACCAAAUAUUUGAAAAACUCAUUUCCAAAAUCAACAAACCAGGCGCCAAUUAUGUCCUCAGUCUAGCCAACAGGCUCUUUGGAGAAGCGUCAUAUGAUUUUCUUGCAUCAUUUAUAGAUUCCACUCAGAAAUUCUACCAUGCAGGUCUGGAGAAACUUAACUUCAGUGAAGCUUCAGAAGAUUCUAGAACACAUAUAAAUGCCUGGGUGGAAGAAGAAACUUCAGGUAAAAUUGAGAAUCUGCUUGCCCCAGGAAUAAUUAAUUCUCUUACAAAGCUGGUUUUGGUGAAUGCUAUCUAUUUCAAGGGAAACUGGGCAGAUAAGUUCAACAAAGAUCGCACAAAGGAAAGGCCAUUCAAGAUUAGCAAGAAUGAAAGCAAAACGGUACAGAUGAUGCUCAAGAAAGCUAAGUACAACAUGAGCUACAUAUCAGACUAUCGUACUGCAAUUCUUGAAUUGCCAUAUAUUGAUAAUGAGUUGAGCAUGAUCAUUCUGCUUCCUGAUAAGAUUGAAGAUAACUCUACUGGAUUGGAAAAGCUGGAGAGAGAAAUUACUUAUGAGAAACUCAUUGAUUGGCUCAAUCCAGAGAUGAUGGACCUAAGAGAAAUUGAACUCUCCUUUCCCAAAUUUAAACUGGAGGAAAAAUACGACCUGAAGCCUGUUCUUAGAAGCAUGGGAAUGACAGAUGCAUUUGAUCAGGGCAAGUCAAACUUCUCUGGAAUGUCAGCUAACAGUGAUUUAGUCCUGUCUGAAGUUGUUCACAAAUCAUUCAUAGAAGUCAACGAAGAAGGCACUGAGGCAGCUGCUGCCACUGCUGCAGUUAUGAUGUUGAGGUGUGCCCACUUUGUGCCAGAAUUCAAGGUUGACCAUCCCUUCCUCUUUUUUAUUAAGCACCGUUCUACAAAUAGCAUUCUGUUCUUUGGUAGGUAUAUUUCUCCAUAGGGGACAAAUCUUGUAUAUAUUGAUAAAAUGGCUGACCCUUCAUUCCUCAUCAGAUUUUUAUAAGCCAUGUUGUACUGAACUUUCACCACCACGCUUUUGAUUUUCUCUCUAUUUUGAAUAUAGAUAGUUUCUUCUAGUCAUACUGGACUUUAAGCCCUUCCAGGACAGAAUUGUAGUCCAGCUAUUCAAGAAGAUUGUAAUACGGCUUUAAUGAAUUCAAGAAAAGAAUUUUUAGUACAAGUUGCUAGUGUUCAGAUUGGCAGAUAAAUCCUGCAAAAUUUAUUUGAGAUUUAUGGGUAUCUGGGGUGUGGAGGACAAGUUACAAAGCAUGAAUCAUGAGAUCACAACAUAGAUGAAUCUAUGUAUCUGUCCCAUAUACAUUUCCAUGUGAUGAUACAAGUACAGACAGCUCAGCUUGCAUUGUGACAUCAUGUUUUUGUCAUUUUGGUGAUGUCAUGGCUAGCUGUGGAUGCCUCUGCUGAGCUUAUAAUAAGGGUAAACAGUGCUGGAAGAAUACACAUGUCCUGGACACACAUUUUUCUGGUCAUAAAUACUGUAGUUGACAAGUAUGAAUCCUGUCUUGGAACUCAAAUGUAUGGAUCAUUUAAUCAAGCAAUUUGUAUGCAGCUCAAAUAUCUACAAAUGAUAUUUACCUUAUAUAAUUCUUAUUGUGGUGCAGCUUUUCAUGUGUUCAAAAUUGAAAUAAAAGAGCAUUUGAUUGUG